GUUACGGCUUGAUGCAUACAGCUCAUACUAUUCGAGUCUGCGACUAUGUCCGAACUACUCUCGGCGCUAGUAGCAGCUCCGAGUCGAAUUGGGAGUUGUAAGCGCCCGAGUGGCAUGGCAGUCUGCGCGCGGCUUCGUGGCGGUCAAACCGCCUAUCAGUCACUGGCCCUGGCGAUAGUAGAGAGAGUCACCGUCCUGACAGCUCUGACAGCUUUUCAUUCUAUCCGGCACACCUAAUCCGAAGCCGCAAUGGAGGAUUGUCCUGCAGAGAUUUGGGCUCGUAUAUUCUCUCUGGCAUGCACAGAUGGUGGUUACACAGGCCAAUCACUCUCGCAGGUUUCGAGAUACUUCCAUCAAACAUCGCGGCCCAUCCAACUGCAGAGCAUAUCUCUUUCAGGUGUUGGCCAGAUGUACGAGUUCCUCAACGUGCUGCAGAGCAGGCCACGAGAACUGCAGAUCGUGCUGCAUCUGUUCAUUUCUAGCCAGGACCUCCCCAGGAAGAGGCCCUACGUCGACACGGAAAGUCUCAAAUCCUUUUCACUUUGGGAGUUGGUCGACCACCUUGUUCACGACCUACACGAUUCUGACAAUGAACAUUACAUCAAAGAUGUGCUCGAACGCGCUGGAUAUCUCCAAACCAUCGAGAAAUCUCGGCUCAUUGGCGAACGUAGAUCUGCCUUUAGUCGCGUUCUUCUGCAUCUCCUGAAAAUCGUUGCUCCCCAUCUAAAGUCUUUCACGCUUUACUGUGCCGAGCUCACCCUGCACAGUGGGCUGUCCGUUAGAACCAAUUUUAACGGCAUCUCGUCGCAGGUCCGCACAUUGCCUUCGUUGACGCAUUUACGUAUCCUCGGCGACACCGACUGCUCCGAUCUGUUCCUGGGACGCGUGCCGUCCUUGACUCAUCUGCAAUUCACCGGUAUCACCCACCUUCCCUUUCGGACACGCGAUGCGAUAUUUGCUUCGAUCAAACCUUCGUCAAUUUCUACGGAACCGCAGGAAACGACAGCAGGGUUUCCACCCCUCGAUCGAGUUAUAAUGCGUCUCAACAACCUUUCUCGAGGAGGGCUCGCGUGCAGCAGCACUGUGUCAAGCUUUGAGAAAAUAGCCCGCACGAACGAGAAGUUUGUGCUGCUGAAGCCUUUCCACGAGAGCAAGUGGGUCCAAGCAGUGGGGUUUAUUAGGCCAUCACGAGGAACGGAGGAUGAGACGUGGUUCAGUUACGGGAUUCAGAAAGCCAAGGAAGAGUGGUUAGACAGGAUCGCGGGAUACGAUGGAUGUUGGGAAGUUGGUUCAAUGGGUGCGAAAACACGGAAAGAGAUGGUUUCUCGCCGUCUUCAUAUGGUGUGAACCAUAUGUUGGGAAUCAGCUUGCAAUGUGAAGGAGUGCGAUCAUGUGGGCUGCAGCAGACCUUAUAAACCAGUAUAUUUUAUAUGUCGGACUAACGAAACUUCUACACACAGCGAUGCUACAUUACAGAGGUGUUUCAUAGUCCUUCCGUCAAUUACGG
Molecule: messenger RNA, 1507 nt
Organism: Laetiporus sulphureus 93-53
Lineage: Eukaryota; Fungi; Basidiomycota; Agaricomycetes; Polyporales; Laetiporaceae
Exons: 3
Coding region: 250-1347 (365 amino acids)
Source: RefSeq, a predicted model, not a curated record